Frankliniella occidentalis (western flower thrips) is the source of this 2026-nucleotide messenger RNA. Its product is annotated as cyclin-dependent kinase 20-like. The record is from RefSeq and is a predicted model, not a curated record. Bases 826 to 1839 code for a protein of 337 amino acids. Gene Ontology annotation, biological process: protein phosphorylation. Lineage: Eukaryota; Metazoa; Arthropoda; Insecta; Thysanoptera; Thripidae. Gene Ontology annotation, cellular component: nucleus. Gene Ontology annotation, molecular function: ATP binding; cyclin-dependent protein serine/threonine kinase activity. The transcript is spliced from 8 exons.
CGGGCUAGCCCAUACUGGGCCCAUGCCGGCCCAGGAUGCGCCCCCACGGCCCGGAUGUUUGCCCGCUGGACACCGCGUGACGCAGCCUUUGUCGGUCAGGCCUCCCCUAGCCGCCCACUCCGCGCGUCCGAACCACCUGUUGGGCGCGCCCUAAAGCGACGUGCUUUGUAAUGCCAAGAGAGACGUGAGGAAACACAAACAUAUUUGAGCAAAGACAUAUGGAAAUGCAUUGGCAGGAAAAAUUGCAUCUGUUAGAGCUGAACACUUUCACACUUUAGCGGCUAUUAGUGUUGUCGGCUCGAGAGAAAUGUAUUCAAAGGUGCCCCACAACUCCUGGUCCUGGUGUUUCUCUGUUACUGUGUCGCUCACAGCUCACAGGUGAAUUCGACUACCGUCAAUAACUCACUACUAACCACGGCGCCUUACGGCUCGGAGCAGUAGGCAACCCGCCCCCACGAGUGCACAAGUGUAUAAUGAAAGGGAACCAAGAACGUUGGGCUUGGUUCCCAUAUGAUGCGCCAUGGCUGAAAGCAUUUAAUUAACGGUCAGGUAGUUGUCCAUCAUACCCCACCGCACACCCACUCCUGUUGCUAUGGCAACGCUGUUUUGAAAUGAGCGGAGCGGACACAGACGCCUCCUAGUAGACGGCCACGAAUGAGGUUAUGUGGCAUUGUUAUUGAUCGAUACAGAUUGUAAGAUGAAUGAUUUAUUGGAAUGAGCAACUUGAGGUGUCAUUGUCUCCAACGGACAAACUUUCAUGGUUUAUUUUCUGCUUAAAGACUGAUGCUUUUGUAACCUUUGACUUGGACCAUGAUCUGAAAAGGAAUGAUGGAAAACUACACAGUAACAGGUCAUAUAGGUGAAGGAGCGCAUGGACUUGUUUUGAGAGGAAGACAUUUACCCAGUGGCCGUGAUGUGGCUUUGAAAAAGGUAAAGGUGAGAAAACUAGAAGACGGGAUCCCAAUUAGUAUUUUACGAGAGAGCAAAAUCUUGAAAACUGUUGACUGUCGCUAUAUAGUAAAACUGUUAGAUUUCUUCCCUCAAGGUUUGGGUUUUGUUUUGGUAUUUGAAUUAAUGCCAUCUGGCUUGUGGGAAAUGCUACAUGAUGUAGAAAAUCCCAUUACCCUUGCUCAAGGAAAGAGCUACAUGCGCAUGCUCCUGAUGGGCUUGAAUUAUUUACACAAGAAUCACAUAAUGCAUAGGGAUUUAAAGCCAGCAAAUCUCUUGAUAAGUUUUGAAGGAGAAUUAAAGAUUGCUGAUUUAGGACAGGCCAGAUUAAUAUGGUCAGAUUCUAAAAAUGAGAGCCGGCCCUACACACACCAAGUUGCAACUCGCUGGUACAGGGCCCCUGAAUUGUUGUACGGAGCUAAGUUUUACACGCAGUCUGUUGACCUUUGGGCAGUUGGGUGUAUUCUGGCUGAAAUUAUAAUGAAGAGUCCUAUAUUUCCAGGAGAAACAGAUAUAGAACAAUUAGCAAUGGUAAUAAGUAGUUUAGGAACACCAACGGAAGAAUCCUGGCCUGGUUUGACAUCCCUCCCCGAUUACAAUAAAAUCACCUUUCCUGAGUCUCGACGAAUACCUUGGGAAACUCUUGUUCCUGAUUGUCCUCCAGAUGCUUUAAGUCUUAUUCAAGGUUUUUUACUCUAUGAUGCAGAUAAACGGAUAACAGCUCAAGAGGCACUGAGUCAUUCAUACUUUUUCACACCUCCUUUGGCGUGUCCUUUAAGUGAUAUGCCUAAACCAAAGGAUGGACACCGAAAUAAAUUUCGAGAUAGAGAAGUAAAGGCUGAUGUAUUAUUCGAAGAACUUUUUAAACAAUUAUCAGACUUUGUACCGUAACCGUAAUCAGGUUCAAUAUUUUAUUUGAAUUCUUUAAUUUUACUGCAUUACAAUUAUCACAGGCUGGUGAUUUCUAGUUAGCCUUAAUUCAUCGAGGGUAUUUUGUGUACUUUUACAGAGUAUGCUUCUGCACUGUACUUAAUGCAAAAAUAUCAUUCUGUCCAUUAAAAUUUUAAAAUUACAAACA